CGCAUGCUUCUCCGCAAGGUUUGUUGAUUUGAUAACAGUUCAGAUUUUUUAUCAGUAGACAAGAUUCUGUUUUUUUGAGCACAACUCACAAGUAUUUCAAAGUGUUGCUUUCGUCAGUUCCAUUGCUCCGAUGAACUUAUAAUAUUCGUAUUUUUCAUCUCAUUUAAAUCUCAGUCUAUCAAAUAACAAAGGUGAAAAUUUUACGUGUUUAAUGUCGAAGUGAGAUCUCGUUUUCUAACCAUGUUCACAACCAGCACCCAGAAAAACCGCUGGAUUUUCGCCGACGAAGCCGAACUGAAUAAAUUGCGUGAAAAUGCGAACAGAGCUUUCAUUCUUCGAAAUAUGCACAAAGCUAAAGACAAAGAACCCAGUCAAUAUUUUCUAAACGCCAACGAAGAGCGAUUGCUGGUAAAAUCGUACGAGAGUAAAAUGAGAGAAUUUUGUCGCCGAUUUACUCCUCAGAUGCCGAAAUCCGUCGUAGGCACCGCAUUCCAUUACUUGAAACGAUUCUAUUUGAAGAAUUCCGUCAUGGAUUAUCAUCCUAAAGAAAUGCUCAUCACUUGCGUCUAUUUAGCUUGUAAAGUAGAGGAAUUCAACGUUUCUAUCAAGCAGUUCGUAGCUAACGUAAAAGGUGACCUGGAGAAGGCUACCGAUAUUGUUUUAAAUAACGAAUUAUUACUCAUGCAGCAGCUAAAUUACGAGCUUACCAUUCACAAUCCGUAUAGACCGAUCGAAGGAUUAUUCAUAGAUUUAAAAGUACGCAGUGAUUUGCGCGAACCGGAUAGAUUAAGGAUUACAAUCGAUGACUUUUUGGAUACGUUGUUCCUAACUGAUGCUUGCUUGUUGUAUUCACCGGCUCAAAUUGCUCUAGCAGCGAUUCUACAUUCAGCUAGUAAAAAUCAAGAGAAUCUCGAUGCCUAUGUUACUGAAACUUUGUUGGGCCAAGGUAACGGUAUGCAGUAUUUGAAUGAUCUAAUCGAAGCUGUUAGAAAAAUAAGAACGUUAGUCAAGACUUUAGAAGCUCCUGGUAGAGAAGCGAUAAAAGUAAUCGAAAAAAGGUUAGAAGUAUGCAGAAAUGAAGAAACUAAUCCGGAUAGUGAUGUUUAUAAACGAAAGAUGAAAGAGAUGUUGUACGAUGAAGAUGAACGAGAAGAAAUGGCUGCCAGUGCUCAGUCCACGUCCAGCCACGAAUUUGACAGUAUGAUUCAAGAGCUACCGAGUGUGUUGUGAAGUUAACGGAUGAUUAAAUCAUUGCGAAAUUGUUUGUAAAUUAUAAUUUUUUGUAACUUGUUCUUUUCAUUAAAUUUUUCUCAUCAA
Molecule: messenger RNA, 1317 nt
Organism: Planococcus citri (citrus mealybug)
Lineage: Eukaryota; Metazoa; Arthropoda; Insecta; Hemiptera; Pseudococcidae
Gene: CycH
Product: cyclin H
Exons: 1
Coding region: 241-1230 (329 amino acids)
Biological process (GO): DNA-templated transcription; regulation of cyclin-dependent protein serine/threonine kinase activity; regulation of transcription by RNA polymerase II
Cellular component (GO): transcription factor TFIIK complex; nucleus
Molecular function (GO): cyclin-dependent protein serine/threonine kinase regulator activity
Source: RefSeq, a predicted model, not a curated record